Molecule: messenger RNA, 426 nt
Organism: Camellia sinensis
Lineage: Eukaryota; Viridiplantae; Streptophyta; Magnoliopsida; Ericales; Theaceae
Source: RefSeq, a predicted model, not a curated record
AUGAACUACUCAUCAGAUUCAAGAGGCCUCAUUGAAUCAGGUGAAAGGCACACCACAAAAUCCAUAGUCCAGAAAUUAGAAAGAAUGGGUAAUCUACUAUGUUGUCUGCAAGUUGAUCAAUCAAUAAUUGCUAUAAAGGAAAGAUUUGGCAAGUUUGAUGAAGUACUUGAGCCAGGUUGCCAUUUCAUGCCUUGGUGUCUUGGAAGAAAGGUUGCUGGUCAUCUCACUCUCCGCUUGCAGCAGUUGGAUGUGCGAUGCGAAACUAAGACUAAGGAUAAUGUAUUUGUGAAUGUUGUUGCAUCUAUACAAUACCGAGCCCUGGCUAACAAAGGGAGUGAUGCUUUCUACAGACUCAGCAAUACUAGAACCCAAAUCCAAGCCUAUGUAUUUGAUGGUAUGUGCAACUGUAACCAUAAGAGGAAUUAA